Molecule: messenger RNA, 977 nt
Organism: Ostreococcus tauri
Lineage: Eukaryota; Viridiplantae; Chlorophyta; Mamiellophyceae; Mamiellales; Bathycoccaceae
Product: unnamed product
Exons: 1
Source: RefSeq, a predicted model, not a curated record
UGAGUGAAGGUUUUACAAAUGCAGAAGUAGUCUCAAUUGUUAAUAAUUCAACAUUACAAGCAAUCCGUAAAAAUGAAUUUGUGCACACAAAUGAAUCCUUAAAUGAAGGGUUAAACAGUAUUUUCCAACUUCGUUGGAACCAAACAGUGUCAAAAGCUGCGGACGAAGGUUUCUUUAAUGAACUUCAUUUAAGUGAAGUAAUCAACUCAAAUAAAUUAACAGUUGAUUAUACAAUGAAUGAAAAAGAACGACCUUUUAAAACAAAAUGCAUGCAUUUAUUAACAACGGUAAAAAAUUGGUCACCAAAGAACAAUCCAACGGAAAUCAGUAGUCUUAGAAUGCAAAACAUUGGGAUGAGUAUUCAAACACAGCCAGUUGACUAUUCACAAGAAUUAAUUGUGGAAUUACUCGAUUUUAUGGCUGAAGGUGCAUUUAUUCGCCAAUUACGUCGUUGUAGUCCAGCAAAUACGUUUGUCACACAAACUUCAUAUUCUGGGCAACUCGGAGAGCGACUUAAUAAAACAUUUUUAAAAGGGUGCUUAAACUACCGAAUGGAAAAUACACUUGCACUCAUUGAAAACCCUACUCAAGGGCUUAAAACAUUAUCCGGAACAAUUAGUUGGGAAGCUUUAAACAAAACUGCUUUAAAGGAUUUACAACAACGUACUGCACUCUUUACCAGUUGGUAUAAGAGUCGAAUGUUCUGCCAACUUAAACCAGACCAACGUAGUUUAACGAAUCGUUACGGGUAUAAUCCAAAUUAUCAGCAAACUGGGUCAAGUUCCAUGAACCGAUUUAAAGAUCGUAUUAAAGCCCGAUUACGCGAAUCUACUCACCAAGCACACCCGCUUUAUGCAAUGUCUGGUUCAAUCCGUGGAACCUUUGGAAGCCGUGGGUAUGAAACACGACUUCAACGUCCGCUGACUGGUCCUGUAACACAAAUGAGUCAGGAAUUUUUAAAUAUUCAGUUUAAGUAA